ACUGGACUGAAGUGGGAUUAGGAAUUGCCGUUGACUUUACUAGCUCAGACUGCACUGAUCCAUGACAGCAGUGUCCUAAACGCUCUCCUUCACAGCAGCGUUAACUCCACCUCACAGGCUGAAGCCUCUCUCAGACAGAUGAGCAAACCAUGAGUCCUUCAACACUCGAGGAAAAGAAAGAGAGCAGCUUUCGGCUCUUCUUCUCUGCUUUUACGCGCAGGUAACUGAUGAGCCUGUGAUUUAUUUCUUUCUUUUUCUCUCACAGUCACAGGUGCUCCACUUCUCCUGGACUGAGGAGAAAUUGUUUUGAAGCUUCAGUCCGCAGAGAGCACAAAAAUCCUCUCCUGCUGUGUUCAGUGCGUUACUUUCCAAAAUACCUUCAAAAAGGCUAUUAUGGUUGAAUAGCAAAGCCAUUAUUUGAAGAAGCUAUUCCUGCCGAAGGGAUGAACUACUAGAGAAGACUAAAUCUUUCUGCUGUGCUGCGUUGAGAAUUACCUGAAGGAAACCGAAGAAGAAGCGGAGAAGAGCAAACUGAGUAUGUAAAACUCUGAGGAAGGCUAACGCUAACGGUGGAGGUGAAAGGAUACUGUUGGAUAUUAGCCACUUUUUUGAAGUAUACGUCGAGUAAGUCGUCACAUUUAGGCUCUUUUUCACUGAGAAAUACAAAUGAAGUGGAUUUAAACCACACAGGGCGAGUUAGUCAGCAGUUUUGAGGUCACCUACCUGCUCUGCUAAACUCUCAGUGGCCGCUUUGGAGACGCCGAGAGGCGGACAGUGAGCUUCCACUACCAGGGCUUCUUAAAGGGUGUUGAUGGAGAGGAUUUCGAAUGACAGCCGGAACAGUGGUCAUCACAGGAGGAAUCAUAGCAGCAGUCAUCUUAUUGACUAUUGUUACGGUGCUGUGUUACUGUAGGCUGCAGUAUUACUGCUGUAAGAGAGAGGGGUCAGAGGGGGAGGAGGAGGAGCCUGACUUUACCAAAUCAUCCCCCAGUCCACCACAAGAACUAAACCCCAGCCCUCCUAGUUCUCCGAGUCCUCCAAGCCCACUGAGCUUUCACCCUCCUCCAGAGUACUCGUCCUCUAAUCAGCUUCUCAUGACCGCCGAGCCUUAUGAGCCCAAUGGACCGACCAUCUGCAGCCGCUACAGCCCCGCGCUACCCCGCAGACCCAUUCGCUCCUACACUUUCUGCCCCUCCUGCUCCGGCUACCUGCCCUUCUACCUGAAUCCUCAGGAGGGGCUGCGUAACGGCGGGGGUAGGAUCAGCUACAGGACUGUGCAGCAGCAAGAGUUAGACCUGCCUGUGGUGCCUGUGGACAUGCCUAACUUCAACAAGCUCAACCUCAUCCGCUCCGUUACUAUGAGGGAGGUGGUGACUCACCACAGCGUCAGCACUGAUGUGUAGCACCACUCGAUGGAGAGGGGCAACUGGACGAAACUUGAUGAGGCACAAACCAUUCCAGGGAACCCUAUUUUAAGACUCAUAUAUGACUUAUAAGUUUCUUAAUACAAAACUAAAAUGUAAGAUUUGUAUUAUGUUCAAGAGAUCACAGCAUUUUUGAUGUGGAAAUGCCAUAUAGAUGCACAUGCUAUGGUUAACCUGUACACAUAGGUAAAUGUGUAUACGCUAGCCAUGUAGAAGCUUAUUUAUCUGAUAAAGGACAUGACAUGGAAAACAGCAAUAUGGACAUGCUUCACAAUGUUUAACUAAGCAAGAGGGCUCACUAAUGGCAUGCAAAACUUGAAUAAGAUCUGAAUAGGUUAAUAGUCGUGUCAUGUAGUCUGUAGUGUCUAUCACUGUAGUAAAGUAUUAGACCAUGAAAACAUUUGUGUUUUUUGUACCUGUUUAACUGAAACUAUAAUGUGCUGCUCUUUGAAGUCAUGAAAUUAUAUGUAUAAGAGUGUUGACUUUACACACAGGGAUAUGGGCCUAAAUGUGUGUUUUAUCUGUUGUUUAUCUAUUUGAUUGCAGAUUUUAUUUGUGCAGAUAUAUUGUGUUGGCUUGGUCAUUUUGAGAUUUCACCAGUUUCUUAAUGUUUUAUAUUUUGUCACCUUAUUCAAGUCAUUAAAUUGGUUCACCUAAUUGACUAGUCAGUAGUUGCUAUGCACAUUUCUGUCAAUUUUUUUAAUGGAAUGUUUUGUGGUAUAGCAGCAAAUUAUGCAUGGCUGUGUUCUGUGACUGGACCAGCAGGUGGCGUCAGUUCUUUCACUCAGACACUCAGCUGUUCACCGCUUUAGCAACAGCUGAAAAGUUAUAGGCAUGUUGGAAUAGGCUGUCCAUUGCUUCACUGUCUGUAAUAUUGAGGGUAGAAUGAUCUGAAUGAGUUACUCCCAUGCUUACUUUGAACCAAGCCAAAAUUUCAAAAACUGCCUAAACAGGUUUUUCUUCAAACCUUCAACAUAAAAAUGUGUUUGAUUUUACUGGACCUAAAAAUACCACACGAAAGCACUGGUGAUAGCAUCCUAUUUAUCAUAUUUUGAGAUGUAACAUAAAAUGUGCAAUUUUUCUACAAUAAAAGAAAAUUAUUUCUACUUUCGAUUGCCUUUUGUACA
Molecule: messenger RNA, 2551 nt
Organism: Colossoma macropomum (tambaqui)
Lineage: Eukaryota; Metazoa; Chordata; Actinopteri; Characiformes; Serrasalmidae
Gene: fam163b
Product: protein FAM163B
Exons: 3
Coding region: 828-1403 (191 amino acids)
Source: RefSeq, a predicted model, not a curated record